This is a messenger RNA of Thyridium curvatum, 3087 nucleotides long. RefSeq lists its product as uncharacterized. Bases 1 to 3087 code for a protein of 1028 amino acids. The transcript has 2 exons. Gene Ontology annotation, biological process: proton export across plasma membrane; intracellular potassium ion homeostasis; sodium ion export across plasma membrane. Lineage: Eukaryota; Fungi; Ascomycota; Sordariomycetes; Thyridiales; Thyridiaceae. Gene Ontology annotation, molecular function: sodium:proton antiporter activity. Gene Ontology annotation, cellular component: plasma membrane. The record is from RefSeq and is a predicted model, not a curated record.
AUGGCGUGGGACCACUUGUCCAUCACCAAGCCGCACUUGGUCUAUAUCAUCCUGGGUGGAUUUACCACCCUGUUCAUGCUAUGCUCCUCCGUCAUCAAGGAGCGCAUGUACAUUGGCGAGGCCACGGUAGCGACGAUAUGCGGCCUCAUCUUCGGCCCCCAUGCCGCCGACCUCAUCAACCCCCAGUCGUGGGGCAGCGUCGACAUUGUCACCGUUGAGUUCUCCAGGAUCGUUCUCGUCGUGCAAUGUUUCGCCGUCGGUGUGGAACUGCCCAAGUUCUACAUGGAGCGUCACUGGAAGUCUGUAGUGUUCCUAUUGGUUCCCGUCAUGACCUUUGGCUGGCUCAUCACAAGCCUGUUCAUCUGGUGGAUGAUCCCCCCACUGAACUGGCUGGAGAGUCUUGUUGUCGCUGCUUGCGUGACGGCCACUGACCCUGUCUUGGCCUCGUCCGUUGUGGGUAAGGGCAAGUUCGCCAAGCGAGUGCCCAAGCAUUUGCGAGACCUGCUCUCCGCCGAGUCGGGCUGCAACGACGGCAUGGCCUUCCCCUUUAUCUACCUAUCCCUGUACCUGAUCCAGGAUCGCCAGAGCGCCAAGGACGUCUCUUUCCACUGGAUCGUUUACACCAUCCUUUAUGAGUGUGUUUUCGGCGCAAUCUUUGGGUUUCUGAUCGGAUACAUCGCUCGCCAUGGCAUCAAGUUUGCCGAAAAGCACGACUUGAUCGAUCGGGAGAGUUUCCUCGUCUUCUAUUUUGUCCUGGCUCUCUUCUGCGCCGGCUCAGGUAGUAUUCUGGGUGUAGAUGACUUGCUGGUCGGCUUUGCAGCCGGGGUCGGUUUCUCAAACGAUGGCUGGUUCGGCAACAAGACAGAGGAGUCUCACGUCUCCAACGUUAUCGAUCUCCUGCUCAACUUGACGUACUUUGUCUACCUGGGCACCAUCGUUCCGUGGGAGAUGUUCAACGACGAGGCGAUUGGCCUGACAGCUUGGCGCCUGACCGUCAUAGCAAUCCUGGUCAUUUUCUUCCGACGCAUUCCUAUCAUGAUGGCUUUGAAACCGUUCAUCCCGGACGUCAAAACCUGGCGUGAAGCUUUGUUUGCUGGUCACUUUGGACCGAUUGGCGUCGGAGCCAUCUUCGUCGCUAUCCUGGCUCGAGCCGAGCUGGAGGCAGACACUCCAGUCCCUCUGGCCCAACUUCCACCGCCAGAUCACGAGCAUUACGUCCUACUGACUUUGGUGUGGCCGAUUGUCACGUUCUUGGUCAUAUCCUCGAUUCUCGUCCAUGGUUCCUCCAUUGCUGUGUUCACGCUGGGCAAGCACAUCAACACAUUGACCAUCACCAUGUCAUACACCACAGCGCCGGAGGAUGGACCCUCAUGGAUGAAUCGCCUUCCCCGCAUCUCGUCCCAGUCCAGAUCCCAGGCUCGGACAAUGUCAGACACGGACAUGGAUGAGCUCAAGCUACCCGACUUUCCUCCCGGCACCCUCCCACCCGUCGGGUUCCCAGGCCACUUCCUGCGGCGUGUCAAGGAAGAGGACAAGGAUAAUCCGAGCAGGGCGGGCAGCCGUGCCUCGUCCAUCGUCAGCCGUCGGCGAAAGAAGAAGUGGGAUGACGGAAUCGGCCCUGGUGGACCGAUCAGCCAAUCCGCCAUCUUCCCCCAGCGUCGGAGCCAGAGCGAACGGACCUCUGCCACCCUUCAGGGCGACUCGCCGGGCCACUCACCGCCUGACAGGCAAGAUACUGGCACGACACUGGAAGCCCUAUCUCGAAGAGAUUCGAUGCGAGACGCGGACAAAGAGGAAGGAGGCAAUGGCGAGGAGCGAGGAGAGCGUCAUAGUCGAGAUGAGGUGGCCUCUCCAGGCCAGGUUCCAGCAAUGGAGGUUUACGACGAGGGUGACCAUAUCGUCGUCGAAAACGAGCAAGGAGAUGUCAUUGCUGUCGAGGAGACCCCCAAAGAGCAACACCCCGAGAAGGAUGUUGAAGCCCUCAAGGAGAAGCUCACCAAUGAACUCAAGGCCGAAGCUUCCUCAUCUGCCUGGACGUACGACAACAUCAAGAAGAAGAUUGGCCACUGGAAGAAUGAGGAGGUCCAGAAACGCAGGGAGAAACAGAUGGACACCCGAAAGCACGAACCGGCCCGUGCCUACCAGUUCGGCAACACGAUUAUCGUUGAAGACGAGGAUGGCGAGGUUGUCAAGAAGUACGAACUGCCCACGCAAAGGCCUGAGAAGGAGGGUCCAGAUUUGAUGUCCCAAGGACUCAAGUAUAUGGGCAUGGGCGGCCUGAUCAAGGCGAGCGACAAGACUGCCGAUGGUGGCGGAGAGGGCUCCAAGGCUGCUGGUAAGGCCAGCAUGCCGAGCUGGAUGGCCUUCGGCCGCCAGCAAGCAGGAGAGCCCUCGGAGCGGCAGCGGAAGAAGAGCGUCGCCGAAGAGAAGGCGGAACAAGACGACCGUCACAUCAGAUUCACUAUCGGCGGUGUUGGUCAGCGUAUGAACAAAAACGACUUCAUCAAUGAGAUGAAGAAACUCGACAAUAAGACCCGCCGCGAGGUAGUCGACCACUCUACCGCCUCGAACCGGGUCAAGACAUUGGCCAAGCAGGAUCCUGUCCCGACGUUCCAGAUCACCCAGCACUCGUCGCCCAGAGGUGAGGCUUCGCCAGCGGCGAGCAGCAGCAGUCCAGCUCCCGCCGCGUCUCGUGGAAAGGCCCCGGAAGCUCCUCGGGGCAGGCCGAGAAGCGCCACCAGCUCCAGUAUGUCGAGCUCUGUCUCUUCCGAGAUAUCGCCUGGGCCCACGCGUGGCCGUCAAGGAGCACCCACUUCCGAGGCGGUUGCGCCGUCGUCGUCGAGCAAGGAGGAGCCGGAGACGGCUGUCGAGCGACGACGCCGCUUGGCGGUCCUGCAGAGUGUCGGCGACGAGCAGGGUGACGAUGACACAAACGAGACUCCUGCCGAGCGACGCCGGCGUGAAGCUGCCCUGGGUAUGGCCAGCCCCACGGCUGAUUCGGAUAGCGAGGACGACGACACGCCCAGAGUGCCGCCUGCUCGCCGAGGGAUCAGGUUUGCCGACGACGCAAGCCCUCGAAACCCGUAA